CAGGGAUUGUCGACAAGCGUGCCGCGAGAACUCUUACAGCGGGAGUCCUGAUCGUAUGUAUCUAAGAUCAGGAAGGGCUCUCUUGGACCGGGAGCUGUGCAGCCCGCACCGAGAGUAGGAGGGUGCCCUCCCAAGCAGCAGGCGCCCCGCCCCUUCCCCCACGAGAGCCCCGGAGCUGCGAGCCAACUUCGGCUCGAGAGGGGAGCGCGCCUCUCCUGGACCACACACUUGCCUUUACGUGCUCCCCUUCCCGUCCCUCCAUAUCCUUGAUCCGCCAGGGGCACCGCCGAGAACAUCCGAUACAAUAGAGUCCAUGAUUGGCCGAUGCUGCGCCCUCCUGCUCGUGCCAGGCCUCCUCCCUGGGCGGGCGGUCCGCGUCCAGAUGGGCGGGCCAUCCCAGGCGGCGCCCUCCACUGUCGCUGGCACGCGUAUGCUGGACGAGGCCGAGAUGGGAGGGCUACGACCGCUGUUCGUCGAUGCAUUCUACGAUCACGCGAAGCCGGUGGCGCACGUGAUCCUGAACAUGAAGUCGUUCGUGGAGCCGACCGUGGCCGCGGCUCGGGAGUGGGGGCCCGGCACGCGUUGGGCCUGCCAGUGGGCAGACCCCGGCAGCUCUCGGCUGAGCAGGAGUACGGCCUUCGUGGCGGGGUACACAAACGCGGAUGCCCUGACGGGAGCCGUGUCCAGGGCUGCUCACCCAGUGAAUGCCAGCGCGGAGGCCUCCUUCACGGACCAGAACCACCAUUGGGCCCUGGUCAUCUCCUGCCCCACUUCCUCGUUAUUGGCCAACUCGUCGACCGCGGUUCUCAAUCUGCUCGGGCAGCGUGAUGAACAAGUGGUGUACAGUCGUGCUGCCAUUCCUGUGAGUAGAUCGCGGUAUGUACAAUCUGGUGUUGAUUUCGCUUUGUGCACAAUGGUCCAACGAGGAAGUCUCACAGGAGCAGAAUAUUUACAGCCAUGGGCACAGUACAAUUUGGCACUCGGGUUCUCUCAAUUGCUUGUUUAUGUCGAGGAGGCGGACUCCGCUUGGGUUGAGAAGGCGCUGCACAAGGACAUCAAGAAUGGCCAGGUGACCAUUGUUCCGUUCUACUUCGGCAACGUUUCAGAACAAAGAGUCUUCCUAAUGCAGGGCGCCAUGGAAAGUCACUGCCUCUACCAAGCGCGGGGAAUGGCGAAGUGGAUGGCCCACGCAGACAUCGAUGAGUACUUUGACUUCCUGCGACCUGGUGUCAACCUGAGCAAUUAUCUCUUCCCUGAUACAGACAGCAAGGACGUUGCGCUUGUGGUGAGGAGCAAAUUUUGGGGAACCAUCCCGGACUCCAGCCCGGUGGCCUCGCGAUUCCCGUGCAACAUCAAUGGCGUAUCGAUGUACACUCACGAUGUCGGGAAGAGAAGCAAAGUCAUCAUGCGGCCAGAGUACAUUGAUGGGCUUUUCCCACACUUCGUCGUCAAAAGGUCCGGCUAUACAGAGUUGCACCCGGAUCCAUCUGUUGAGUUGCGUUUGAACCACUUCAAGUCUUGUGACGCUAGAGGUCAAGGAUGUUACGGCACGGUUCAGCAUACUUGGAAAAGCGAACACAAGAAGCUUCUCGACGACGGGAACGAUUGGAAAGAUCGGUGCGAAGCUCUACUAGGCGCUACAAAAGUACACUGACGAGCUGACGAGAUCGCGUGUAUGCUCCAUCCACAGGUGUGGAAACAUUGCACGCCCACCGGAGCGCCUUGAUACAUGUGCGCCCGCCUAGGACAGCGCGCCUGCCUUCCGUAUGAACGAUCCCUCAUUCCGCGUGGAGAAGUGAGGUGACUGUAUCGUGUGUACGUACCCUGCGAACAUAUGAGGUGUCAGCGCCCACAGGAGCGCCUUGAUAGAUUUGUGCCCGAUCGGGGGCCCGCGCGUGUGUCCCCGUCAGCGAUCUCUCCUUCCGCGUAGAGAAGUGAACUGAUUUCGUCGAGUGCAUACUCCCUGCAA
Molecule: messenger RNA, 1969 nt
Organism: Prorocentrum cordatum
Lineage: Eukaryota; Dinophyceae; Prorocentrales; Prorocentraceae
Source: the annotation of a GenBank genome assembly